Actinia tenebrosa (Australian red waratah sea anemone) is the source of this 3823-nucleotide messenger RNA. Its product is annotated as ATP-binding cassette sub-family C member 4-like. Gene Ontology annotation, molecular function: ABC-type transporter activity; ATP binding; ATP hydrolysis activity. The record is from RefSeq and is a predicted model, not a curated record. Gene Ontology annotation, cellular component: membrane. Gene Ontology annotation, biological process: transmembrane transport. NCBI's taxonomy places the organism in Eukaryota, Metazoa, Cnidaria, Anthozoa, Actiniaria, Actiniidae.
AUGACCAAUCAUUACGAAAAGAUUCCCAACUCAAAGUUCAAACCGAACUUCUUUUCUCGCAUUUUCUUUUGUUGGUUGAAUGGCCUUUUCCUUCGUGGAUACAGAAGACCUCUAACAAGUGAAGAUCUUUUUCCCCUUCCCGAUGAAAACAAGGCACAAGGUUUGGUAACUGACUUGCACGAGUUAUGGAACAUAGAGGUCAUGUAUGCGCAAAAGCGUGGAAAGAAUCCUCGGCUGUGGAAAGCAAUAUGGAAGCUCUUCCCCAUGCAUAAUUAUCUAUUAAUUAUCAUUUUGAGACUAACAGAAGACUUGAUGACUUUUACUCAGACCUUUUUGAUAUGGUAUUACCUGAAGCUGCUUAAAGGCAACRUGAUGAGUUCGACACAUGCGUGGCUAGUAGUGACUGGUAUUGCUGCAACGACUUUUUUCAAAAUCUUAAGCUAUCAUCACUUUGGUAUUCAGACGCUGGCGAUGGGAAUGAGACUUAAGAUUGCCGUUGUUGGCGUGGUCAACAAAAAGAUUGGCGAGUCAAAAAGAAGCAUCCUAUCCUCGUUCACGUCAGGUUACAUCUUGAAUCUGGUUUCAAACGACGCACAACGAAUGGAGCAAUUUGUGAUGGCAUUUCCAAAGUUAUUGUCCCUGCUCUGGUUCUUGUCUUUAAUCGCCGUGUCUAUGGUCUUUCUGGUUGGUUGGCAAUCAUUAUAUGGUAUGCUGGUAAUAAUCUUGAUCCUGGUAUUGGUCUUGUAUCUUUCGUAUGUCUUCGCUAAUCUUAGACGCAUUCAAAGUGGUAAAACAGACAAGCGACUGGGAGCAAUUAGUGAGAUUAUAUCUGGGAUAAGAGCCUUGAAGAUGUACGCAUGGGAAUGGAACUACAAAAACGAAGUUCAAAAGUUAAGACGGGACGAGGUAAAUACGCUUCAAUUAAAAGCCUUUGUGUUGUCAAUGGUGAACUUCACACAGUUCACAGUCAAAUACUGGGCAACACUUGUAUCUUUGAUCGCUCUUUUCUACUCUGGUAUCCACCUCGAUACAUCUGAGAUCUUUACACUCACCAUACUCCUAGCUAUUGGAGRCCAGAGUCUAGAAGCAAGGAUAGGAUCAAGUGCAAGGAACUUUCGAGAUGGGAUCAUUUCCCUAAUCAGGCUAGAAAAGUUCUUGGGUACAUCUUGUGGACCUAGAACAGCUGGUCUUGGCAAUGAAGUUCAUGUUUCUCAUCACCAAGCUAAAAACUUAGUACACAGCAAAAUGCUUGCAAAAGGAUCAAGAAUAUUCGACGACGUCCCUGGUAUUACCCUUACAGAGGUUUCUGCUGCCUGGAACGUUGACCAGCAAUGUGUUUUACAUAAUGUAUCUCUGAGUGUGGAAUCCAACCAACUAAUGAUCAUCACCGGUCCAGUUGGCAGUGGAAAGACUUCCUUACUUAUGGCAAUCCUCGGAGAAAUUCCUAAAAUAAGCGGAGAAAUACAAACAAGGGGGCGUAUAGCUUACGUAAGUCAAAUCCCAUGGAUCUUUUCUGGCACCAUUCGCGAGAACGUCUUAUUUGGUCAACAUUUUGAUGAAGCUCGGUUCAACAGGAUUCUAGAGAUCUGUGACUUGCAGAAAGACAUCAAAUCCUUUCCUGAGGGGGACUUGACAAUCAUUGGUCAAAGAGGUGUUGGACUCAGUGGUGGCCAGCGGGCAAGAGUCAGCUUGGCACGCGCAGUUUAUUCAGAUGCCGACGUCUUCUUAUUAGAUGAUCCACUGAGUGCCGUUGAUGUCCGCGUUGGCCAGCAUAUCUUUGACAGGUGUAUAUGUGGAGAGCUAUCAGAUCGAGUACGAAUCUUGGUCACGCAUCAAACACAACAUCUAGAGCGAGCAGACAAGAUUUUGUUCAUAGCUGAAGGUUUUAUUCAACAAGAAAGUUACCCUGCUUUAAACAAUAAUAUACUUCUAAAGAACCAAUAUGAGCAGCUACUUCGAUCUACUGGAAAUUUCGACGUUGGCCAAGAGAAAUUCAUCGACUCUGUUCAAAGAGAUAUGACUGAAGACACGGGCGAUCAAGAUUUGAGAGAAUCCGAUGAAGAAAAGGCAAGUGGUACCGUGUCAUGGAGGCUGUACUGGGAAUUCCUCAGGGUUGGUUUACCGGCUGUGCUUAUAGGAUGCCUAGUGUUAUUCUGUAUAGUAGUACAAGCGUCAUUGCUCAUUCCAAGUUGGUGGUUGUCACGGAUAGCUGACAUGCCUUUUGAGGAGCAAAAAAAUCCACAGACGUUGGGGAUCUUCGGCGGUUUAACAGCCUUUGCAUUCGUCUUAUCAUUGGCCCGAGAUAUUUUCAUUUUUUUCGCUAUUUUGAGAUCGACGAGGAAGCUUCACGACAAGAUGACACUGGCUGUUAUCAAGUCUCCUGUUCUGUUCUUCGAUACCAAUCCCGCUGGACGAAUAAUGAACCGUUUUUCCAAUGACAUCGGGAAUAUGGACGAUCAACUGCCAUUGCGGUUUGCUCUUGCAGUCGCAUUUACCACAGAUAUCAUCGGGGUUUUUAUCCUUGCUGUCGUGGUAAAUCCGUGGAUUGCAUUAUCAGUGUUACCUAUUCUAAUGGUUUUUUACCUCAUUACGACAAUCUAUAUCAAAAGUGCACGUGAGCUUAAGAGGAUGGAGGCGAUGCGGUGCAGCCCUGUGUAUGCACACGUGGUUGAGACAAUCACUGGAUUGGAGGUCAUCCGUACAUCAGGCAGAGAAGAGGACUUUGUAGACAAGUUGUUCAGUAUUCAAGAUGAUUAUACCAAGGCAUUCUUCCUGGUUACAUCAAGCGUUCGAUGGUAUGGUUUAAACCUGGAUUUGCUGUGUGGUGUUUUUAACGUAGCGGUAGCUAUUGCAGGAGUUACUGUCAUACAAGACCCUGCUCUUGCAGGAAUGCUGUUAUCCUUAGCGAUGGGCCUUCUGAGCGACACCCAAUAUGGAAUGCGCAUGGCAUGUGAAGUGGAAAGCCAAAUGACGUCAGUCGAAAGAGUGAUGGCGUAUUCAAAGUUACCUUCCGAACCAGGCUACGGGAGACAAAAGAAACCGCCAAAGGACUGGCCAAGGCAAGGCGGUUUGAGUCUAAGAGACGUGUCCAUGGUGUAUUUAGAAGGUGGACCUUGCGCUUUGAAAAGUAUUAAUAUCGAUGUUUUGCCGAAAGAGAAGGUCGGUAUUGCAGGUCGUACUGGGGCAGGGAAAUCCUCGAUGGUUGCGUCGCUCUUCCGUAUGCCGGAACCUCAAGGUCAAGUCCUUAUUGACGGUGUUGAUCUUGGCACCAUCGAUAUCCAGACUGCCCGUAGAUCCAUGGCUGUCAUCACACAGGACCCUGUGCUGUUCGCUGGCAGCAUAAAGAAGAACCUAGACCCUUUUGACCAUUUCACAGAACAGGAAAUUUGGACUGCUCUUGAAGAAGUACAGCUAAAAACCAAAAUUCGCAACCUUGUGGGGAAAAUUGAUUUCUGUGUAGGGGAGGGAGGGGCAGGUUUUAGUGUAGGUGAACGACAACUGCUGUGUCUUGCUCGAGCAUUAUUACAGAAGAGUAAGAUUCUUGUGUUGGAUGAAGCAACAGCCAACGUGGACUACCAGACAGAUCAACUCAUUCAGCAAGUAAUCAGACAAAGGUUUGAUAACUGUACUGUAUUGACCAUAGCUCAUCGAGUGAACACCAUCAUGGACUAUGACAAGGUAAUGGUUCUUGACAAGGGUCACGUGGUAGAGUACGGCAAUCCCAGAAGUCUAGCUGGGAAAGAAAACGGUUUCUUUGCGCGCCUCGUUAACUCGGGAAUGUGAAUUAUUAAUCUAAUGUGAGCAUAGAGGGUUUGCACCAUCA